Molecule: messenger RNA, 1375 nt
Organism: Camelina sativa (false flax)
Lineage: Eukaryota; Viridiplantae; Streptophyta; Magnoliopsida; Brassicales; Brassicaceae
Biological process (GO): protein ubiquitination
Cellular component (GO): membrane
Molecular function (GO): zinc ion binding; ubiquitin-protein transferase activity
Source: RefSeq, a predicted model, not a curated record
UUCUCACACGUCGUUUCUAUAUUGAUGAUAUUCUCUCAGCCCUCUCAGGUCUCAUCAGGGCUUAAUAUAAAAAGCGAAUUCUCUCUUCUGCUCGAUUUGCGGGAAAAAAAUAUUUCGAUCUGCGUCAGAAAAAAUUAUUCUAUCGUCUCUCUCUCUCUCUCGUUUAUGUUUCUCCAGAUUCUCUGAUUCCCUAAAUCAGAGACGACAGACAACGCUAUAUACCAACAUUUCUUCAGGGUUUUUGAUUUUGUUUUUUGGGUGGAAUAGUUUUGUGGAAGGGAAAGGGAAAAAAUGAUAACUGAGAGUAGUGCCGUUGUGGUAAAUGUUGAUGGAUUGAUGCGUCCUACUCCUCCUCCUCCGGUUCCGGUGGUGCCGUUGUCUCCGGAGGUUAAUAAUAAUAAUGACAAGGCGAUUGAUAUCUCCGAUGAGAAUGAACCGCUUAUUGCUUCUGCGGAAUGUCGUAUUUGUUCUGAUGAUUCUCCUAUUGACAAUCUUGAGAGUCCUUGUGCUUGCAGUGGCAGCCUCAAGUACGCUCAUAGGAAAUGUGUUCAGCGUUGGUGUAAUGAAAAAGGAAACAUUCUUUGCGAGAUUUGUCAUCAGCCUUACCAACCUGGAUAUACUGCUCCACCACCUCCUGUUCAGCCUGAAGAAACCACUAUUGACAUCGGUGGAGGAUGGACAAUCUCAGGUUUGGAUUUGCAUGAUCCUCGUCUCCUUGCCAUUGCAGAAGCUGAACGUCGGUAUUUAGAGACUGAAUAUGUGGAAUAUACUGAUUCAAAUGCCAGUGGAGCUGCGUUUUGUCGUUCAGCUGCUCUAAUUUUGAUGGCUCUUCUUCUCUUACGACAUGCAUUGACCAUAACAGACGAUGCUGAUGGAGAAGAAGACGACCCAUCUUCUAUACUAUCUCUUGUCUUGCUCCGAGCUGCUGGAUUUCUUCUUCCAUGCUAUAUCAUGGCUUGGGCCAUCAGUAUUCUACAACGUCGAAGACAAAGACAGGAAGCUGCAGCUUUGGCUACACAGUUUGCGUUGGUGCUUCAGUCAGGGCAGCCUAGAACAGUUCACUUCACGGUAUCACCAGUCUCGCCAUCAUCCUCCAUCGCUCAUGCAACUACAUCUACACAACAACAGGAUGACGAUCCUGUCUGAUGUACUCUGAUCUAAUAUCAUAAGUAUGGAGCCAUUUACAAGGAACGAUGUGAAUGAAAAUGAAGAGUUUGAUUUCCUGUAAAUUUAGAAUGCUGUAUGAGUAAAGGAUCGGAAUCAUUUGAGUUCUUGAAAGGCUAGAUCUCAUUCCAGAGGAGUUCAUUCAUUUUAUCUGUAGCUAAAAAUGUCGAUAUUUUACUGUUUCUUGCAAUAGUUUUUGCAUAAAGUUGUA